Molecule: messenger RNA, 2558 nt
Organism: Amphibalanus amphitrite
Lineage: Eukaryota; Metazoa; Arthropoda; Thecostraca; Balanomorpha; Balanidae
Product: protein hu-li tai shao-like
Exons: 8
Coding region: 322-1701 (459 amino acids)
Cellular component (GO): plasma membrane; cytoskeleton; postsynaptic density
Molecular function (GO): actin filament binding
Source: RefSeq, a predicted model, not a curated record
GCGGCGGUCGUCGUCCGCUGGUGUGGGGAGGGAGCCACGCCAGUGUGUGUGACGGGUCUGCCGACGAGCGGUGGUGUUGCGAGUAGAAGGGGCGCGGCGUCGGUCCGCUGGUCUGUGCGACGUCUCGCCAGUGGUCUCCCCGUGGUGUGGUGCUCUGUGCUGUGGCCUAUCGGGUGGCAGGCUGGGAUCUGCGAUAUAGUGGUGGUGCUCGGGGCAGUGGUUUUGGAGAAUCUGACCAUUGAUAACCAGGGUGACUGUGAAGCCGUCUUCCGAGUGAAGAUACAUUGACAUCAGGGACAGGGACGUACUGACACAAGCCGGAUGGACGUGCCGGCGGCUACGAACGGCGGCGGCGGCGGUGACGCCAAUGGCGGCCUCACGGAGGAGGAGCUCGAGAGACAGAGGAUGAGACCAGCCGAGGUCGACGCGGACAUGAGGGAGAUGACCAGACGGAAACGUGUCGACGCCAUCCUCAGCUCCAAGUCCUUCAAGUCGGAGCUGGAGCGCCUGGUGGAUGAAGGCGUGAUCGACGGUAACUCUGUUGGCGGCUGUCUGGAGCACAUCUCAGACAUGAUGGGCCUCGUCCGAGGCGGCGUCUCAUCCACACAGAGCCAGCAGUGCGUGCAGCCGAUUGCCGAUCUGCGCGGCGCCGACGCCUCCCAGUUCUCCAAGACGGAGAAGAUGCUGCGCUGCAAGCUUGCCUCGCUGUUCCGUGUUAUCGAUAUGCACGGCUGGGCACAGGGCGUGCACGGCCACAUCACAGUGCGGCUGAACCAGGAUCAGGACCACCUGCUGGUGAACCCGCACGGCCUGCUCUACAGCGAGAUCACCGCCUCCACGCUCAUCAAGGCCGACCUGCAGGGCUCUGUGCUGCACCCGGGCAGCACGGGACUCGGUCUGAGCGCGCCGGCCUACGCCCGGCUGGCGGCCGUGCACGCGGCGCGGCCCGAGCUGCGCUGUGUGCUGCACGUCCAGCAGCCGGCCGUGGUGGCCGUGUCGGCGCUGAGGGCCGGUCUGCUGCCACUCACCGAGGACGCCGCCGCACUGGGAGCCGUCGCCGUACACCGGCCGCAGGGCGCCGACCCCGAGCUGCGCGCGCUCACCGCCGACCUGGGCGCGGAGAGUAAGGUGAUGAUGGUGCAGAACGCUGGCGCCAUCUGCGCGGGAGAGACCGUCGAGGAGGCCUUCUUCCUGCUCGGAAAACUGGUGGCCGCCUGUGAGAACCAGGUGCGUAUGCUGCCGCUCGGCCUGGACAACCUGACCCAGCUAGACGAGGAGGAGCAGCGGCGCGCCUAUGAGGCAGCGCGCCGUCCGCCGGCGCCGGCUACCGAGCCGGCCAGCCCCGAGUCGCCGCGCGCCGCGCCCUGGCGGCUCGGCGAGCUCGAGUUCGAGGCUCUGAUGCGCCAGAUGGACAGCGCCGGCUACCGGACCGGCCACGUGUACCGACACGCGCUGCGCGGAGAGUUGCCACCGAACCAGAGUGGCGUGGAGUACCCGCCGGCCGCCGUCGGGUACGCGCUGGACACAGACGACAUCUUCAAAUACAGCCCGAUGCGGAAGAUCGUUGCCGGUGCGCGGGCCGGCGAGCGGACCCGGUGGCUCAACUCGCCCAACGUCUACCAAAAGGUCGAGCUGGUGGAGUCGGGCUCCAGCGACUCCAAGACCGUCACCAAGGUAUCGGUGGUGAAGGGCGACCAGUGAGCGGGCGCUGCACCGCACCGCGAGACGCACGAGACGCACGGGCCGGGGGUCCAGGCCAGGCGCCGCACUAUUCCGAGAGCGGCCGCCCCGUGCCGCUGUGUGACUGAGAGUUCCGAUUCGCGUCGGACGGACGUCGCGGCGCACAGCUAUGGGGUGCGUGAGUGCGCGACCCGGCCGCGACGGACGCUAGCUAGCUGUGCAGAGGAGCGGGGUCCCAGAGAGGCUGGCCGACGUGCCGCGCACAGACGGCCCAGUAGUCAUAGCAGAGGCGGAGACCGGAGAUUCCAGAGCGGCGGGGCGUGUGUGGCGCCGCUGCCCGGCCGCUGCGCGGUCCGCACAGUCGCCACUCGCCAGUCCAGGGUUCACACGGCUCACGGGCCACCGUCCGUCGGCUGUCUGCCGACCGAUGGCAGUCUGCCGAGCCUGCCGACCGCCUGCCUGCCGCCGUGCAUGAGUGUGGGGGUCCGGUGCCUGUGCAGCCGUCUCGUGGCUGUCUCCAGCCAGCCCGUAGUGGCGGUCCGGCCGGUCCCCUCCCCCCACCGCCCGGGCAGCCUAUUCGUCACGCGUGUGAGGCCUGCGCGAGUUAUUACUCGGAGAGUUGGGAGUUGUGCCGCCGAAUGCUGCUCCUUGUGGCAUCUACUCAAAGAGGCAUCUGUGUGACUGGAGAAUCUCCCUUCGAGAGAUAGAGCGAGAGAGAGGAAUAUACUGUGUGCGUCCGAUAAUCUUAUGGAUCCACGCUUCUCCGCCAGCUAUUUUACGCAUUUUAUUGUGGGCGCGGCGUUCGGCCGGGGGUGUGACCCGUUUUGUUGAGAUUGCCCGUGCUCUGUCGGCUUUGAAUACAUGAUUUGGGGACCUUC